UCCAGUGACAUCCACGCGACGAUGAGGUGAAGCGGUUGUUUUCGACUCAACCGUUGUGACUAGCUGCCUGGGAAGCGAGCAAAAAACGCCUUUUAUACCGGAAUGAUCGCGGUGUGAUCGGCCUGAAGCGUUUCCGUUUCCCCCGGGGAUUACUGCCAGCCUGAGGGUUUCACCCCCAGCUUCGUUUUCCGUGAGUUUAUCGCCAUGUUAUCAUCGGUUCCCACCAGGCUAAUUGCGCGAAGGUCGCGCAGCCUGUCACCGUGCAGCCGCGUCCUCCAGACCAGCGCCAGCGGCGGAGCAUGUCACGGCAUCCGGGACACACCGGCGGAGAUCAACCGCAACCCCAUAGUGUCCACCUCCCGGGUCUCCAGACGGGGGAUUUUAGCCGAGGACAGCGCUUGUACCAGUGUGAACCAGGCGGUGCAGUACCACCAUCUCACCCCCAGAUGGCUGUCCAGCCUGGAGAACCGCCGCAGCUCGUGGGCGGCUCUGGCCAGCAGGGGGCGCAACAACAACCAGUACUGGGAGGACAGCGGCCAGAGCGGCGGGGGUCAGGGCCGGGGCACAGGUGGAGGAGCUGGCCGGGCAGGACUGGCCUCUGCCGGGGUGCUGUCUGCUGCAGCCGUGGCCUUCUGCCUGAAGAAAGACUCUGAUAAUAAAGGUGAUGCUCUUCUGGAGGCAGCAAGGACCUGCAACGCUGAAGAUGCGGCCAGGUUGGUAAAAGAGGGGGUGGACCCGAACCACCGCCACCGUCUAGGUUGGACCGCUCUCAUGGUGGCUGCUAUGAAUCGACAGCACAGUGUGGUGAAGGUUCUGCUGGAAGCCGGGGCUGACCCCAACGCCGGAGAUAACUUCAACAACGUUUACGACACCUCACGGGAGAAAGGCAUCCACUCACUGGAAGUCCUCGUGUCCAGAGAGGAUGAAUUCAGCAGCAGGCUCAGCAGCAGGGCUGGCUUCCGGGGUUGCACGGCUCUUCACUACGCCACACUGGCUGACGACCCACGCACUGUCCGCAUGCUGUUAGAAGCUGGUGCCAACCCCCUGCAGACCAAUGGUUUGGGACACACAGCACGGGCCUACGCUAAGGAGGGAGAAGUGGGCAAAGUCCUGCAGGAGUUUGAGAGCAAGUUCCAGGAGGUGCAGGCUCGGCGGGAGGCGGAGGAGAGGAGGAGGUUCCCCCUGGAGAGGAGGCUGAAGGAGCACAUCAUCGGACAGGAGGGGGCCAUCAAUACUGUCGCCUCAGCCAUCAGGAGGAAGGAGAAUGGUUGGUACGACGAAGAGCAUCCUCUCGUAUUCCUCUUCCUCGGCUCAUCAGGAAUCGGAAAGACAGAGUUGGCCAAACAGGUGGCUCGCUACAUGCACAAGGACGUUAAAAAGGGUUUUAUCCGUAUGGACAUGUCCGAGUUCCAAGAAAAACACGAGGUGGCGAAGUUCAUCGGCUCCCCGCCUGGAUACGUGGGACACGAGGAAGGGGGCCAGCUGACCAAGCUUCUGAGGGCGUGUCCCAACGCUGUUGUCCUGUUUGAUGAAGUAGACAAGGCCCACCCAGAUGUUCUGACUAUCAUGCUGCAGCUCUUUGACGAGGGUCGCCUCACAGACGGUAAGGGGAAGACCAUCGAGUGUAAAGACGCCAUCUUCAUCAUGACAUCUAACAUUGCGAGUGAUGAAAUCGCCCAGCAUGCACUGCAGCUUCGGGAGGAAGCUGAGGAGAUCAGCCGCAGGAAGCUGGCCGACAACCUCAAGGAUGUACAGAAAAGUGAUGACAUCAAAAUCUCGCGUCAAUUUAAAGAAUCUGUGAUUCGACCGAUUCUGAAGGCUCAUUACCGGAGGGACGAGUUUCUGGGUCGGAUCAAUGAGAUUGUGUACUUCCUGCCGUUCUGUCACUCCGAGCUGCUUCAGCUGGUCAGCAAAGAGCUCAACUUCUGGGCCAAGAAGGCCAAACAGCGCCAUGACAUCACUCUUCAGUGGGAGAACCCGGUUCUGGACCUGUUGGCGGGCGGCUAUAACAUGCACUACGGAGCACGCUCCAUCAAACACGAGGUUGAGCGUCGGGUUGUCAACCAGUUGGCAGCAGCGUACGAGCAGGAGCUGCUGCCCAAGGGCUGCACCCUGCGUCUGUCUGUCCAAUCAGAGGACCAGGAGGAGCGCAGCGCACCCAGCCUGCGCCUUGAGGUGGUGGGAGAGGACAGCUCGUCAAGGACGCUGGACAUCCGUCCACCGCUCAGCCCCGAACACUAACACAACACAGAGUAUAUAUCCAGAUAUUUAUGCACACAUUCCUCACACAUAUCAUCAUCGUCAUCAUCAUCGCGACAGAAGGAUGGAUGGUUCUUGAUGGAUGUUACCAAUAAAAGUACCUCUGAUAAACACAUCACUGCCUCUCUGUUUCAGUACACAUGCAGUAAUUACCUGCCAACUUCUCUGCAACAUGCAGUACAAUAUCUGCCAACAACGUGUGCUAUAAACAGUGUGUUAAGUCAACCUACUUGACCAUUCAAUUAAUCGGACAACAGACUUUCAUAUCAGCAGAGAGCCGAUAUCAACAGCUGUGCACACGGUCUCAUUAGAUAGAAAGUCUAAGUGUAACUUAACGUGUUGCAGACUGUGAACGUAGCGUAGAGGCUUCAGAGUGCCGGAGCAGCUUCAUGAACAUCAAACAUCUCAUUAUCAGUGGAUUGAAGCCAUCGUAUUCCCUGAAUCUAAAGCUUUGCAUCAUUAUAUUUAUAGUAGCCAACUGUUAGAAGUGACAUAGAAGUGAGUUAAUGUCCAUCUUAUAGUGUAGAACACUGAAAACAGCCAAAUUAUUUAAUAUUUAUUAAAGAUAUAUAUGUUAGGUUUAGGGCAAUGAACAGAGGUAUAUCUGAAAGUAAAAGGAAUGGUAGUUUUGUCAUGAAAUGGGAAAAAAUCUAAAUGGAUAUUGACAGAAGGUUAAAGUGAGGCAAAACUUUAAUCUCUUAAAAUAAGUUUUUCGAUUUAAGAGAUACAAAUGUUUUUCUAAAGUUGGGUAAAUAAUAAUUACUUUGAGCUUGAGUUUGCUGUGGAGGAAAGAAAAGUAUUAAUGACCAAAGAUAGUUUGACUUUGCCUCAGAUUGUUGUUCACAUUUCCCUUAUAGAGAAAUCCUCACCAGCACAGCUUCACUGAUACAUAUUUGUAAACACAACCUUAUUCAUUUCACUUUAAUAAUGAAUGUGUUAGUGGAGAACAUACCAAGCAGAAAUGUAUAGCAGCCCGUUUGAAUGAUGGGUAAUAUGACUGCCUUGUGAAUUGUUUCUGUUGAUGCAUGUUGCUGUAAAGAAGUCUCGUCUGUCACAACGGCGUGCUCUGCUGCUGUACUGUGUGUGACAUUAAGAGAAAUCUAGAGUCAUAAAGAAAUAAUAUUCAAAGUGUUGUUUCAUAAAUGUUUGAACAGCGUCUUGACGAGGCGCCAAAUGUAAUCGAGCGACAUUUUUCAUUCUUGUAUCCCAACCUCCACAGCGUAAAUAAAGUCAU
This is a messenger RNA of Centropristis striata (black sea bass), 3493 nucleotides long. RefSeq names its product ClpB family mitochondrial disaggregase (gene clpb). The transcript is spliced from 16 exons. Gene Ontology annotation, molecular function: ATP hydrolysis activity; protein binding; ATP binding. The record is from RefSeq and is a predicted model, not a curated record. Gene Ontology annotation, cellular component: mitochondrion; cytoplasm. NCBI's taxonomy places the organism in Eukaryota, Metazoa, Chordata, Actinopteri, Perciformes, Serranidae. Gene Ontology annotation, biological process: cellular response to heat. Bases 205 to 2241 code for a protein of 678 amino acids.